This is a messenger RNA of Symbiodinium necroappetens, 604 nucleotides long. NCBI's taxonomy places the organism in Eukaryota, Dinophyceae, Suessiales, Symbiodiniaceae. The record is from the annotation of a GenBank genome assembly.
AUGUUGGAAUCGGCCUUGGAGAACAUCCUACUCCAAUAUCUGGCGCCCUAUGUCGACGGCAUUACGCGGGACUCCCUGCAUCUGGGGGUCUUCAGCGGCUCCAUCGAGCUGGAGAACCUGAAGGUCCGACCGGAUGCUUUGGCCAUCCUCGGUUGGGAAGGCUUUCGGGUGCACAGCGGCAGCAUCGAGCGGAUCUCUCUGUCAAUUCCGUGGACCCGGCUCUACACAGGCAAAGUGCGCGCCUUCAUCAAGUGCUUGCGCUUGGAGGUCGAAAGCCUCGCUGAGAGCGCUCAUGGCAAGAGUGAGGCGGAGCUUAUCAAGGAGAUGCGCGAUGCCAAGGAGAAGGCCAUCGACGUCCGCAUGCAACAGCUCCAGGACUUAGUUGACCGCAGCAAGGACAGCGACGAUGAAAACGCUGUCAGCGACAACGCCAGUCUUGGCAUGAACUUGGCGCGGAAGAUCCUCAACAACAUCACGGUGGUCUUGGAGGAUGUCCAUGUUGCUUUCAUGAACAGCCAGCGUGGGCUUGCAUGCUGCAUGGACUUGCCAAACUUGGCGGUCUUGUCUACAGAUAAGACAUUCCGCGAGCGGGAUGACUCAGAAG